This is a messenger RNA of Spirometra erinaceieuropaei, 306 nucleotides long. Lineage: Eukaryota; Metazoa; Platyhelminthes; Cestoda; Diphyllobothriidea; Diphyllobothriidae. The record is from the annotation of a GenBank genome assembly.
AUGCGUCUUCUCAGCGUUAUCUUUGGAGUCCUUGUUCUCUUUGUCUUUUCGGCCGAGAUUGGCAAUGCUCACAGGGGGUAUCGGCCACACAAGAAAUGGGGAGACACUGCGGUCUACGGAGAUGGAUUCGGCUUCAAAAUUGACGAUGAUUAUGAUGAUGGUGAUGACGGUGACCACGAUGAUCAAGAUGAUCAAGACGAGCACGUUAAAGAUUAUGAAGAGGAAGCACACACGUCAAUUGAAGAUGAAGAACACGGAGAUGAGCAGGCUGAGGAAGCCGGAGAAGACGACGAAUAUGAGGAUUAA